Molecule: messenger RNA, 1688 nt
Organism: Periophthalmus magnuspinnatus
Lineage: Eukaryota; Metazoa; Chordata; Actinopteri; Gobiiformes; Gobiidae
Product: tyrosinase-like
Exons: 5
Coding region: 54-1685 (543 amino acids)
Biological process (GO): pigmentation; melanin biosynthetic process
Molecular function (GO): tyrosinase activity
Source: RefSeq, a predicted model, not a curated record
UUUGUUGAUUUCAAGCUUGUUUCUUGGAUGUCAGAGCUUGAAAUCUUGAGAUAAUGUGGCUGUUAGGAUUUGCUAGUUUGAUGGUAUAUUUUGCUCCAUCUUAUCAGCAGUUUCCUCGGGCCUGUGCCACUCGGGACGCCCUGCUAUCCAAAGAGUGCUGCCCCUCAUGGGAUGGAGAUGGUUCAGCCUGUGGUGCUAACUCAGGACGGGGCUUCUGCUGGGACGUGGAGGUGUCUCAAGAACCAGAUGGCCCUCAGUAUCCGUUCUCAGGCCUGGAUGAUCGAGAGAAAUGGCCACUUGUUUUCUACAACAGGACGUGCCAGUGCACAGGGAACUUCAUGGGUUUUAACUGUGGUGACUGUAAGUUUGGGUUUUUUGGAGUGAACUGUAAUGAACGCAGGGAGACCCUAAGAAGGAAUGUUUUUCAUUUGUCCCGUGCGGAGAGGAUCCGACUUGUGUCCUAUCUGAAUUUAGCCAAACAGACUAUUAGCCAAGACUAUGUUGUUCCCACUGGCACCUACCAGGAAAUGGAGAAUGGUUCAACUCCUUUAUUUACUGAUGUGUCUGUGUAUGAUGUGUUUGUGUGGAUGCAUUAUUAUGUAUCUCGAAAUGCCCUCCUCGGAGGGCCUGGGAAUGUCUGGACCAAUGUAGACUUUGGGCACUGGGCACCGGGGUUUCCUCCCUGGCACAGGUUCUACCUCCUUCAGUGGGAGCAUGAGAUCAGGAAGCUGACUGGAGACAUGACAUUUUCUAUCCCAUACUGGGACUGGCGGGAUGCUCAGGAUUGUGACGUGUGCACAGAUGAGCUGAUGGGAGCCAGACACCCCCAGGACCCCAGCAUCCUCAGCCCGGGAUCAGUGUUCUCCUCCUGGAGGGUGCUGUGCUCUCGCCCUGAGGACUACAACCGCAGAGGCGUCCUGUGUGAUGCCCGUUCAGAGGGUCCACUGCGCCGUAACCCUGGCAACCACAACCGAAAUGUAGUGGAGCGGUUACCCACAUCUGCAGAUGUAGAGUUUACCCUGAGUUUAACAAGCUAUGACACUGGGGCUAUGGAUCGGACUGCUAACAUGAGCUUCAGAAACACGCUGGAAGGAUUUGGAGACUCUCGCUCCGGGAUGGGGAACAGCAGCCGUAUGUCCAUGCACGCUGCUCUCCACGUCUUCAUGAACGGGUCCAUGUCGUCUGUCCAAGGAUCUGCCAACGACCCCAUUUUCCUCCUCCAUCACGCUUUUGUUGACUGUAUUUAUGAAGAGUGGCUGAGGAGGCACAGACCUGCCCUGUCCCAGUAUCCUGAAUCAAACGCUCCCAUCGGACACAACGGAGGAUACUUCAUGGUGCCAUUUCUGCCUUUGCACACAAACAGAGAGUUCUUUAUCUCCAGCAAAGACCUGGGAUAUGAAUACUCCCAUCUAUUGGAUGCUAACCAGCGCUUGUCAGAGUCCAUUCGUCCGUACCUGGAGGAGCUGCAGGGGAUGUGGGGGUGGCUGGUGCUGGCGGGGGUGUGUGGAGGGCUCCUGUCUUUGGCUUUGGCUGCGGUGUUUAUGCACAUCAAAUACAAGUACAGCGCCUCCACCUGGCUGCCUGCGCACAAAUGGAGAAACCUAUUUGCUCUUCCAGAGAGAGAGCCGCUCAUUUUCAGCCCUGAUAAAGAAGAGAAUGGAUAUAACUACCAGAGCACAAUGUGACGU